GGAAAACUCCAUAGUCUAGUCUAGUCCUACCCAAACCCAAACACUAUCCCUCAGCUCUUCUCUGUGCUCUGCUGGCCACCCAUGACGACGUCGUCCGGUUCCGUGAAGAACGCGAUGCCCCCAAACCUCGAAAAAGUGCUUCUCAACAGAAAGCACCCCGAAGAAGAAGAAGAAGAAGAAGAAGAAGAAGAAGAAGAAGAAGGUGAAGAAUCCAAGUCCAAAGCUGAACCCUCACAAUCCUCUCCAUCCACCGAAGACGCCGUCGCCGAUGACAGCUCGAAGCCCAUCGUGUUGAUCACCAACAGUGACGGCAUUGAGUCCCCGGGCCUCACUCACCUCGUCGAAGCCCUCGUGCGCCAGGGCCUCUGCGAUGUCCAUGUCUGCGUUCCUCAAUCGGACAAAUCGGUUUCGGGCCACUCCGUCACUCUUAGGGAAACCGUCGAGGCCUGUUCCGCCCAAAUUGAUGGUGCCACCGCUUUUGAAGUUUCAGGAACUCCUGUGGAUUGUGUUUCACUAGCGUUGUCUGGAGCCUUGUUUUCGUGGUCAAAGCCUAUGCUGGUUAUUAGCGGGAUUAACCGGGGAUCAAGUUGUGGUCAGCUCAUGUUCUACUCUGGUGUUGUUGCUGGAGCAAGAGAGGCGUUAUUAUGUGGUGUACCUUCAUUGUCGAUAUCAUUAAAUUGGAAGAAGGAUGAAAGUCAAGAGACUGAUUUCAAGGAUGCAGUAGAACUCUGUUUACCAUUAAUAAAUGCUGCUAUCAGGGAUGUUGUAAAGGGAACUUUCCCCAAAAGCUGCUUUCUGAAUAUAGAAAUUCCUACAUCACCUUUAAGCAGCAAGGGCUUCAAAUUGACCAAGCAAAGCAUGUGGAGAUCCACUCCAAAUUGGCAAGCAGUUUCAACUAGCCGCUAUCCUCCUGGUCAUUUCUUGGCCAGUAAACAAGGCCUUGGUCUUCAGUUUGCACAGAUUGGCCGGGAUGCUUCUGCUGCUGGUGCAGCCCGUAAAUUAACUACACAGAAAAAGAAUUUGGAGAUUGUCGAAUCAAUUGGAGCUGCAGGGAAACCUGAUUCCAACAGGGUGAAGAAGUACUUCAGAUUAGAGCAGUUUUUGGAUAAGCAGCAGGAAGAUACAGACGACGAUCUGGAUUACAGGGCACUUGAAAGUGGAUUUGUUGCAGUUACUCCUCUCUCACUUUCUCCUCGUACCGAGACGGAUAUUGAAAUGGCAGCUUCUGAUUGGAUUUCAUCUGUGCUUCCUGGUGAACAAUAGCCUCAAACAGAGUUCAGCUUCAGCGUGAUUAUGUACAUUUGAGAUUUGAGAUGAUUCUUUCUUUUCUAUUUUCUUGAAAGCAAAGGUGGAGUAGAAGCGGCAUUCCCACCUAUUCUAUAGUUAAUAUCAAUGUGUACUGUUCUUUUUUGUGCAAGAUAUUUUGUACUCACCUCUUCGUUGUUUCAUUUCUUUUGAUCGCUAUUUCAGCUGUGAAGCAAAUUCUUAUUUGCUUCCUGUAAUCUCGUAGGCAUAUUUUAAAAAUGCCAUUUCAUCUGUUUGUAACUUAAAAGCUACUGGCAAAACGCCGGUGCACUUGUCAUUGUAAGUUGUAACUUUUCACUAAAUUGUUGUUUGGAAGAUAGUUUGAAGCUUGGUUUGAUGA
Messenger RNA from Cajanus cajan (pigeon pea), 1645 nucleotides. RefSeq lists its product as uncharacterized. The record is from RefSeq and is a predicted model, not a curated record. Gene Ontology annotation, molecular function: nucleotidase activity. NCBI's taxonomy places the organism in Eukaryota, Viridiplantae, Streptophyta, Magnoliopsida, Fabales, Fabaceae.